AGGUGUUCAUGGCGGGGGGACGGGCCAACUUUGUCCGCUGUACUUUUUGGGACUUCCAGUACUUGGCUCCUCUUACGGACCACAUUCGUUUCGGUGACAACCUCUUUCUCUUGCGAGGAGAAGCUUAUUUCACCGGCUGCAUCCUGAUUUUCAACACCAUCAUCGGCCUUGAUGUGGGCUUUGGCUGCGGAGUGGAGGCAGGCGCG
Nannochloropsis gaditana CCMP526 is the source of this 206-nucleotide messenger RNA. RefSeq lists its product as uncharacterized. The record is from RefSeq and is a predicted model, not a curated record. The transcript has 3 exons. The annotation marks the transcript as partial.